UGAAAAUAUGUAGAAAAAAUAAACGUGUAAAUGGGUAGGUGAUGACGAUUAGAAAGUUGUGAACAGUGAAGUGACACUGUAUUUACGCAUUUGGAAAUACAUUUGCAAAACUAGGUCUACAAAAAGUUGGAUAGGGAAAUUUGCUUCUCAAAUAGCCAUUUUUGUUACGCUUGGUUAUUAGAUGCCGAAGCUUAACAACAUGGAUAAAAAUCAAACACACCUUCAUAAAAGCGUAUGACUCUACCGUUAAAAAUAUGACUUGUAAAAUGGAGGCCAUUUAACCGUGAGCACUGGCUAGGCUUUCCCCUUUAUCUCCCACGUUCUCUCCCACAGUCACGUGCCUAGCACACCCAAUCCAAUCUCUGCAGUGAUUCAACUUAUCAGAGGUCUGUAGUUCACAGCGAAGUCAAGUAGUUAGUUACUUGAUUUCAACGGAUUCUGCUUUUGAGUCAGUUUCAUUGUGGGUGUAUCCGUCCGGCUGCUCUCUCUUUACUUGUUUUUGUUAUGUCGACAUUGGGAACACUAAGUUACUACGCUGACUCACACAUUCCACACGAGAAUGACGAUCAUUUGGCACCGAGGUUCUCAUCUGGACCCGUGGUCCAGCAGCAGUCUCGUGAACUGACGCUACUUGAAUAUGGCGAACAAGAGCCCUAUACUUUCCAGGCCAAAUCAUCCAUUUUUGGUGCGUCGUGGAGUCCCGUGCAGCCCACAGGCGCAUCUAUCGCCUACCACCCAUACAUUCAUCACCCAUGUUCAACAGGAGACAGCGAUGGAGCAUCCGUGCGUCCCUGGGCGUUAGAACCGCUGCCUGCACUGCCAUUCACGGGAUUAUCCACAGAUACGCAUCAAGAUAUAAAACUUGAACCAUUGGUUGGGAGUGGUGAGUGCACGACUCAUACACUUCUUGUGGCUGAGACAGACAACAAUACGACGCAAACGGAGAGGAAGGUACCAGACGAUGCUGUUUCCAACGGAUCACAUGAUGAGAAAAUUCCUGCGGAGACGAAGCUAGAUCUAGACCCAAAUAACCCUUCGUCCAACUGGCUGCAUGCGAAGUCCACUAGGAAAAAGCGGUGUCCGUACACUAAGCACCAAACACUCGAGCUGGAAAAAGAAUUUCUGUUUAAUAUGUACCUCUCUCGCGACCGUAGAUAUGAAGUGGCAAGACUCCUAAAUCUCACCGAGAGACAAGUCAAAAUUUGGUUCCAAAACCGUAGGAUGAAGAUGAAGAAAUGCAAUAAAGAUCGCCCAAAAGACAUUUAAAAAGAGGAAAGCUGUACCCGCGCACUGCAGUUGGAAGAAAUUGUUUGUGAAUUAGCCAGUCUUUUGCCUCAUGCACAACCACAUUUUAUCAUUAUAGAUAGCCUACAUUUUGUAUUGUUAGAUGUACAUUGCACAAACAUUUGAUCUGAGAGAAUGCUUGUAUAUAUGAUUAUGUUUUGUAUACAGCCUGUUGUUGAUUCCUCUCAUUUGGAUUGCUUGUUGUAGGUCUAAUUUCGUAUUGUAAAUGUUUAGUUUGUUGUUAAAGUUUUUAAAUGUACUUAAUGAUUUCAGGGAAAUAGGUUCUGCGAUAUGAAAAGUUGAUGAUAUGCAUGAAUUUUAAUGAUUAUUAUUUUUAAUUUUCAAACUUAGGCUAUCUUGUAGUGUAAUGUAUAAAUGUUUAUUGUGACUACCUAGAUGUAUUUGAACUACCUAUGUAUUAAGAUGAAUUAAUUUAUGCUGUGUUGUUCGUCAUCGAAAUAUUUCAUUGAAUUUUGUAACAUAUAUGCUUGUAAUGUUAUAUGCAUACGCCAAUACCUCAAAUCAACAGUGUUAGUCGUUUUCAAAUGAAAUAUCACUUCUGUAAAUAACAAAUAAAUUUCUGAUAAACACUA
Molecule: messenger RNA, 1877 nt
Organism: Danio rerio (zebrafish)
Lineage: Eukaryota; Metazoa; Chordata; Actinopteri; Cypriniformes; Danionidae
Source: RefSeq, a predicted model, not a curated record